This is a messenger RNA of Trypanosoma theileri, 1341 nucleotides long. RefSeq lists its product as uncharacterized. The transcript has a single exon. The record is from RefSeq and is a predicted model, not a curated record. Lineage: Eukaryota; Euglenozoa; Kinetoplastea; Trypanosomatida; Trypanosomatidae. The coding region runs from base 1 to 1341 and encodes 446 amino acids.
AUGCUAAAGAUGCGGGGCGCCAAAUCAAUAGUGGAUUGCGUUAGCAGUCCCUUUUCAGCAGUUAUAAAAUUUCAGAAGCAAUUUGUUGAUGAUGUAAUUGUUAACGUUAAGAAAAGGAGUGAGGAGUUGGACCGUUACAAUCACGAAUGGCGAAACCGUAAGGUACGACUGUAUCUCGACCACCUGGAGGAGGAGUACCUCUGUUGUGUGUGUGGGAAACCUGGUGUAGAUCGGGAUUCAGAUGACACAGUAACAGAUGAAUUCAGUAUUAUUCAUAUGCCAAGCAAGGAAAGGAUUGAGCAGGCUAUUAUUUCCUCCGGUCAGUCGAGUGAAAGUGGUCAACAUACAGGUUUAGGGAAUUCUCAGGCGCUGAAUCCAGAAGUGUACGCACUUCUAGGUGUUCUCUCAACAUCUACGGAAAGGGAUACACGCAAAAUGGUAGCAAAAGUUCAGCACGCUAUUCUAAACCAGGAAGCAGCAGAUAAGCAGAGGGGCAAGAAAUCAUCUCACAGAGAUAAAGGAUUAAUGAAAAUUGAGGAGGCUGAUAUUGAUAUGUUUGAGGAGUUUUUCAAACGGCCUGUUCACGGGUACCUUUGUCUAGAGUGUCACAUUUCAGCGAAAAAAAGACUUGAUGCACUUACGAGUCAAAUCCAAGGUAUUCUCUUUAGAGGAAAAACCCCGUUUCUUCGUAACAGCUCCACUAAUGGCAGUUAUAUUGGUAAUACUGGUGUCGGUGGUGGUGGUGUUGGUGUUUGUGCUAUAGCUACGAUAAAAAGUCAAGGACAGGAGAGAACAUCGUCGAAAGUAUCUCCCGCCGCAAAGCACUCCAGAUUAGUUUCAAAUGUAAAAGAACACGAUCUUGUUACUCUUCCCGACGCAGCAAUAUUGUACCUCAGAGCAAAUGUCCGAUGCGCCGUAUGUAAACGGCGACAGGCUUGUUUCUUCAUUCGACAAAGUGUUGCCUUUCUCUGUCAGUUUUGUUGCGCGAGGGAUCGUUUUUAUCGAGACAACGCCGUUUGCAUCAAUGAUGAACUCAUGUCAAGAGAGACGGCGCACUUACUUAGGACAUUGGCGUACCAUUAUGAACGCACAAAAGGUGAAGACAAGGUUAAUCCAUUAUCCAGUAGCAAUGAGAAGAGUCGCGUCGAUCUAUUUCUCGAGUACAAUAAUAUUGACCUAGUUGCAGCGAUGCCACCGCUGUAUGUAAGUAUAGACGUGGAACCAAUGCUUCCUUACCCCCCGUCAUCAUUGGACCGACGAAGCGUUGCAGGGAACACGUCCGUUUCUCUCUUCAAAGGAAAAACGUUUUCUCUGAACCUCGGUGAAUCUGAUAUAUUGUGA